This is a messenger RNA of Fusarium venenatum, 1395 nucleotides long. RefSeq names its product major facilitator superfamily domain-containing protein. Gene Ontology annotation, biological process: transmembrane transport. NCBI's taxonomy places the organism in Eukaryota, Fungi, Ascomycota, Sordariomycetes, Hypocreales, Nectriaceae. The record is from RefSeq and is a predicted model, not a curated record. Gene Ontology annotation, cellular component: fungal-type vacuole membrane. Gene Ontology annotation, molecular function: transmembrane transporter activity.
AUGUCAACUUCAAUUGACGCGACUUCGCAGUCCACUGCUACCAACAGAGUCCUACAAGAGCUCGGCCUUUUGUCCCUGUACAAUUCCACCCGCGACAUCAAGAUCCUUUGCGUGCAAAGGUUCAUUCGCCUCUUCGCCUAUGGCGCUUCUACUCUCGUUCUCGUCGCGUUCUUGCGGGAACUUGGUAUCUCUACAACCCGUGUUGGGUUGUUCAUGACUCUAACAUUGGCUGGCGAUAUCAUCAUCAGUUUUAUACUUGCCUUGUUCGCUGAUGGUGUGGGCAGAAGGGUUGUUUUGGCUUUGGGCGCUGUCUUGAUGACUGCUAGUGGAAUUGUAUUUGCGACAUCUAGUAACUACUGGAUCUUACUAGCUGCUGCUAUUCUGGGCGUCAUUAGUCCUGGUGGUAACGAGAUUGGCCCCUUCCGUGGCAUCGAAGAGAGUAUCGUGGCGCAUCUCACUGAUCCAGCUAAGCGAGGCGACGUCUAUGCCUGGUACAGUCUAUGUGGUACUGCUGGCGGUGCCUUUGGACUUUUGACUUGUGGUUGGCUUAUUCAUCACAUGCGCGUCAACUUGGGCAUGGAUGUCGUCGAUGUCUACCGCAAUGUCUUCUACGGAUAUUCCACUAUUGGAGUAUUGAAGCUCAUCUCCGCUAUUGUCUUGAGUGCUGCAGUAGAGGCGCACCACGAACCAGUAUCCGAUGCAGAUGCCAAUGAACAGGCGCCUCUUCUCACUCAACCUAACCAAGCUCAGACACCAAGUCAACCACCACCAAAGAAACAGCUGCGAGCUAAGGUGUCUCGCGAGAGUGUCCCCAUUGUCGUGAGCUUGUGUGCGCUUUUCGCUCUAGAUAGCUUUGCUUCAGGUCUUGCCCCUCUGUCAUGGAUAACUUUCUACUUCAAGUCACAGUAUCAUAUUGAAGAGGGGAAACUCGGAUCGAUAUUCUUCACUACCAGUAUCAUCGCUGCUGGCUCCGUACUGGUAGCGUCAUCUCUAGCCAAGCGUUUUGGCAAUGUCAAGACGAUGGUCUUUACCCACAUCCCCUCAGCAAUCUUCCUGGCCCUAAUUCCUAUCCCCAAUGAGGUUCACAUAUCAGUGCUUUUCCUGAUUCUUCGCUCCUGCACCCAGUCUAUGGACGUCGCACCUCGAUCAGCCUUUCUCGCCGCCAUUAUCCAGCCUAACGAAAGGACUGUUGUCAUUGGCCUCAUUAACGUAGCCAAGACUACUGCUCAGAGUCUGGGCCCGCUGAUUACUGGACUACUAGCGGAUUCUGAUUACUUCUGGGUAGCAUUCAUCAUGGCUGGAUCGUUGAAGGUGUGUUAUGAUCUAGGAUUCCUCGGUCUCUUCAAACACCGCGAACACGCGGCAGCGGCGACACGAAGUGAACAACAAGAAUAA